AUGGAAAGGGAUAUUGAGUUGGAAGAAGGAUGCGAAAUCGUGCAGAGAGGAAUUACAAAGGUGAUAAAUAUUAUCGAAGGCGUCCCUGAUGAAUCACCGAUGGACGCGGAGUAUUGGAUGAAUCUCUACACAACAGUUUACACUAUGGGGCCACCUAGUCGUCGUGAUUAUUCUAAAGAGCUUUACGAAAGAUACGAAGGCGUUUUUAACGAUUACUUGCGAUCAAAAGUUUUACCAGCUAUUCAAGAAAAGGAUGAUGAUAUAUCUAUCUUGCAAGAAUUUGUUAAGAGAUGGGCUAAUCAUAAGGUUAUGGUAACUAAGCUUGGCCGAUUUUUCCAUACUCUUGACCGUUUUUACAUUCGUCGGAGCUCUCUUCCAUCGUUAAAAGAAGUUGGGUUUGGUUGCUUUCUUGAAAUCGCGUAUGGGAAGAUGAAAGUGAAAGUUAGAGAUGUUGUUAUUGCUUUAAUUAAUCAAGAACGCCAAGGAAAUGAAAUUAAUGGGAGUUUGGUCAAGGAUGUCUUAGAAAUUUUUGUUAAAAUUGGGAAUGAGAAUUAUUCGGAUUAUUAUGUUGAUGAUUUCGAAAUUGCUUUUUUAACUGACACGGCCGGGUAUUAUACUCGGAAAGGUUUUAUUGGGAUUAGUGUAGCAGAAUGUUUGAAAAUGGAGAAGGAAAUGGUUUCUUGCUAUUUGCCCUCCGGUACAGUGGGGAAGUUGUUGAAAAUUGUUCAAGGUCUUGGGAAGGAGAUGACGCUCAGUGACGACAAAUUAACCUGA
Papaver somniferum (opium poppy) is the source of this 774-nucleotide messenger RNA. Its product is annotated as putative cullin-like protein 2. The coding region runs from base 1 to 774 and encodes 257 amino acids. Gene Ontology annotation, molecular function: ubiquitin protein ligase binding. Gene Ontology annotation, biological process: ubiquitin-dependent protein catabolic process; protein ubiquitination. The record is from RefSeq and is a predicted model, not a curated record. Gene Ontology annotation, cellular component: cullin-RING ubiquitin ligase complex. Lineage: Eukaryota; Viridiplantae; Streptophyta; Magnoliopsida; Ranunculales; Papaveraceae. The transcript has a single exon.